Molecule: messenger RNA, 3498 nt
Organism: Trichomycterus rosablanca
Lineage: Eukaryota; Metazoa; Chordata; Actinopteri; Siluriformes; Trichomycteridae
Gene: sez6l2
Product: seizure related 6 homolog (mouse)-like 2
Exons: 19
Coding region: 114-2795 (893 amino acids)
Biological process (GO): regulation of protein kinase C signaling; synapse maturation
Cellular component (GO): neuronal cell body; endoplasmic reticulum
Source: RefSeq, a predicted model, not a curated record
ACCCAUUUAAGCCUUAGCUUUGGUAUUUUGGACAUCAACCAGCAGCUAAAGGACAUCGUAAUUUGAUCUCUCGAAGAACUGACAUUCUCGGCAUCCUUUCCUGUCACUUCACUAUGGUGUUACCAGUUCUUGCUGUGACACUGUGUGUCACACUUUUUCACAUACACAUGACUACUGUUGCAGCCUUUGUGACCUCUGACCCCAAGGCUCCUCCCACCAUGACUUCUAAUCCCCGCCCUCUGAGUGAGUUGCUCCAUGCAGCGCUAAUGAGUAAGAAGUAUCUUGGUCUAUCUGCUGGCAACAUAGGCACAACUUCUAACCCGACCCAGGCUGUCCCUUCUGUUAAUCCUGCCUCCACAGUGAUGUUACCAGGGGUUCUCACCACCACUAUGACCUCAUCAGCGGUUCCUCAAACUAGCCAGUCAGGAGGAAAUGGUCGUGUGACAUCACCACCGGUUGAGGAGGAGACCACAACGACUCUGAUAACCACCACAACAAUAACAACAGUUCAUGCACCAGUGCUGUGCAAUACUAACAUGACAGGAAUGGAGGGAAUAGUGGAAUCUCCAGACAUGACCUCCUCGUCAACCCUCUUUUCUCCACUGGAAUGCACUUACAGCAUCACCGUAUAUCCUGGAUAUGGGGUGGAAAUACAGGUAAGAAAGGUAAACUUAUUCAAGGAGGAGACUCUCACCAUUUUGGGACUAGGAGGCCCGGAGCCUGAACUCUUAGCCAAUGAGACAAUGAUCAGCGAAGGUCAGGUCAUUCGCAGUUCAACCAAUCAGGUCCAGAUUCACUACCGGAGCCUGAAGCAGACAGAUCAUGGGAUUUUCAACCUUCGCUACCAAGCAUUCCUCCUGUCCUGUCCAUUUCCUCUCUCCCCUGAAGGCGGGGGAGUGACGGUGACUGACAUUCACCCUGGUGGUCAGGCUCACUUCCACUGUGACCCUAACUUUCAGGUCAGAGGUCAUGAUGUUGCCACCUGUGUGAAUUCUACCAGACCCCACUGGAGCACACCUGAGCCUCAGUGUGUAGCCGUCUCCUGUGGUGGAUGGAUCCGAAAUGCUACUGUGGGCUCCAUCCUAUCUCCCACUGUUCCCUCCAGCAGUAAUCUAAGCAGUGGAAGCAAUUUAAGCUGUCACUGGCUGCUUGAGGCAAAAGAGGGCCACAGACUACAUCUCCACUUUGAAAGAAUGGCUUUGGAUGAAGACAACGAUAAAUUAAUUGUCCGUAGUGGGAACAACUCCAACGCCCCUCUCCUCUUUCAUUCCGAUCUGGAUGAUGUUCCAGAGCGUGGAAUUGUGAGUGAGGGAUCAUCACUCUAUUUGGAGCUAACAGCAGACUCUUCCUCCAUUCCUCUGCUCAUGGCACUUCGUUACGAGGCUUUUGAUGGUGAGCAUUGUUAUGAACCCUAUGUCCCUCAUGGAAACUUCAGUAGCAGUGACAUCACCUUCCCUAUUGGUACAACUGUAACCUUCUCCUGCUCUCCUGGUUUCGUCAUGGAGCAGGGCUCAGGGGUCAUGGAGUGUGUUGACCCCAGUGAUCCUCACUGGAAUGAGAGUGAGCCUGUAUGCAGAGCUCUUUGUGGAGGUGAGCUAACAGAUGCAUCUGGAACCGUGCUGUCACCUGAUUGGCCACAAAGCUAUUCCAAGGGGCAGGAUUGUGUGUGGCAGAUCCGUGUCAGUGAGGACAAGCGCAUCGAGCUUGAUGUGCAGAUUUUAAACAUCCGACAUAAUGACAUUCUUACCAUUUUUGAUGGACAUGACCUAAUGUCCCAUGUUAUUGGUCAGUACUUGGGAUCACGCGAGAGGUUCCGGGUUGUGUCUAGCGGUGCAGAGGUCACUAUUCAGUUUCAAAGUGACACUGAUGAUUCCACCUUCAUCCUAAGCCAAGGCUUCCUGAUUCAUUAUCGAGAGGUGGAGCCUAAUGACACAUGCCCAGUCCUCCCACCAAUUGAAUUUGGAUUAAGUAGCUCCUCCCACGUCUCACUUGUGAGGGGCAGUGUGUUAACCUAUCAGUGCCAACCUGGUUAUGAUAUUGUGGGCUCUGACAUCAUUACCUGCCAGUGGGAUUUGUCAUGGAGCAACAGUCCUCCAACCUGUGUAAAAAUCCAGCAGUGUCCUGACCCAGGGGAGGUGGUGAAUGGAGCACGCUCAGUGCACCCAGAGUUAAGUUUUGCAGUUGGGACAGUGGUGCGCUUUACCUGCAAUCAAGGUUAUCAGCUAGAGGGCCCGAGUCAGAUCUCUUGCCAUGGCAGAGACACUGGUCUGCCAAAAUGGAGUGACCGUUGCCCCAAAUGUGUCUUGAAGUAUGAUCCAUGCCCAAAUCCUGGUGUGCCCGACAAUGGUUACCAGACUUUGUACAAACACAGUUACCAAGCAGGGGAGUCUCUGCGCUUUUUCUGUUAUGAAGGAUAUGAGCUGAUUGGAGAGGUCACCAUUAACUGUGUCCCAGGACACCCCUCUCAGUGGAACAGCCCACCACCUUUCUGCAAAGUGGCCUAUGAGGAACUGCUGGAAGAUCACAAACUGGAAGUCUCACAGUCAUUAGAAGCCUCCCACCAAAUGCUGAGUGAGAACAUUGCAUUGGCUAUCAUCCUGCCAAUUAUUCUGGUCAUCCUUUUGAUUGGGGGAAUAUACAUGUACUACACUAAUGUGUGUAGAUUGCAGUGGAAGCCAUUGUUUUGGAAGUCCCUCUCCCAUACUCAUUCCUACAGUCCCAUUACAGUGGAGUCUGAUUUUAACAACCCUCUGUACGAAGCUGGGGACACAAGGGAGUAUGAGGUGUCUAUCUGAAGGGGCAAAAAAGUAAACAGCCAAAACCAAGGAUGUGAGGAAGGAAGAAUAAUUAAUUAAUAAUAUAAUAUCUCUCUUUACCGGACAUACAUGAUCCGCUAACGCAUCCUUUUUUCUGUUUCACUCUAUAUUUAGUCUCUCUCAUGUAAUUCUGUGUGUGUUUGUGUGUUUUGUGUGUGUGUGCAUGUGUGUGUGUACAUAUGUGUGUGAUGACAGAGAAAAGACUCAAGGAGUAAACAAUAUGUAUUAGCUUAUGGAUUCUACUUACCAGACAUGUUUUACAUUUGUUGUGGUGCCUUAUGGACUUAAAAAAAUAAAGCAAGGAAGGGACAGAAAAAGUUAUGUGAUAUGAAAAUAUGUGAAAGGCUGAGGCUGAGUCAGCAAUUAUAAAAUAGAGACAGAGUUUUAAAAAGAGAGAGGAUAUGAAUUAGACUGUAUUUUUCACAAGAACAAGUUAAUCUUACAAAGACAGGAGCACACGCCAACAAACACAUGAACAUAUGAACACACACAAUACUUUUAUGCCUGCUCACACACACACACACACACACAUAUACAUACAGAUAUUCAUGCACAUGAGGUUGUCCAAUAGCAGUGGGCUAAUUUAGAAUACAAAAAUAAUGUAUUUGUAUUAAGGCCCAAAAAAAUACUGAAAGGGCAGUAUUCCGAACACAGUUCCUUUAUCAAAUAGUAGAAUAGUUUU